Notothenia coriiceps (black rockcod) is the source of this 2451-nucleotide messenger RNA. RefSeq names its product sorting nexin 24 (gene snx24). The record is from RefSeq and is a predicted model, not a curated record. Bases 122 to 640 code for a protein of 172 amino acids. Gene Ontology annotation, molecular function: phosphatidylinositol phosphate binding. The transcript has 7 exons. Lineage: Eukaryota; Metazoa; Chordata; Actinopteri; Perciformes; Nototheniidae.
CUGGCUACUGAAUAAACUGGAGUCCACCACCAGCAGUGUGAGUGUGAGUGUGUGUGUGUAUGUGUGUGUGCCAUACGAUCAAAAAAAAUUACGUGGAAAACUGUUCAUUUCUCAAGUUAAAAUGCAUCCAGUGAGAGUGUCGAUCCCUUCGUUUCGUUCCGAAAACAACUCAAUCGAGAAAGGAUACACGGUCUUCAGAAUUGACGUGCUGAUGAACGGCAGACAACAUGCUGUCGAGAAACGCUACAGUGAAUUCCACACGUUGCAUAAAAUGCUAAAGAAGAGCAUAAAGCCGCCUGAGAUGCCCUCCAAACAUGUCAGAAACUGGGUUCCUAAAGUCCUGGAACAGCGGAGGCUCGGUCUGGAGCUCUACCUGCAGUCCAUAAUUAUGGAAAAUGGAGUCCUUCCAAAGGUAUUCCUGGAUUUCCUGAAUAUCCGACAUUUUCCUUCAGUGCCAAAAACAGAAAGCUGUGGGUCGUUUGAUACAGAAUCAGAGGAAUCAAGUAAACUUUCACAUCAGCCAGUCCUGCUGUUUCUGAGAGACCCCUACCUGCUGCCGUCUGCUCACGAUGCAUUUUCGAAUGUGGUGAUUGAAGGUGUGGUGCAUGGAGUUUUCUACCCAGAUCUUCAACCCAGGUAGAGCCGCAGAGCUGAUCUGAGAACAGCAGGAGCUCAUCAGGAGGGACGUUACAUGUUAACAUAAACUGAGUCGCAUUUUCAAAACAUAAACAAAAAAUCCAUACAUUUCUUUUCUUUUAUAGAUAAAACACUAACACCAGUCAACAUGAAAUAAAUAAAAGCAAUACUGACCAAUAUUUGAAUGGAUUUGGAAUCCUGAGAAAAUAAUACAAGCAAACACUUUUAGUCAGAUAUAAUUGUAACUAUAAGUGAAACUAAUUAAAAGAGGAAUUAGGCAUCUGAUUAUAGCAUAAAAUGUACCUCAUAUUUUAAUUAUUUCUUAACAAAGUAUUGAGGAAAAAUAGGAUAAACUGAACAUAGAGAUAAGAGGCGGAUCAAAGAACGUCAAAGAGUGUUUUCAGCACAUAAAUAGAAAUAGAAAACUCUGGGGACGGAGAUGCCAGCUGGACUAAAGGUUAGUUUUCCAGACAGAGAGGAGGCUGUGAGGACAAACACAGGCUGGAGUGUGGAGCUGGAUCACGGCCUGCCAGCAGAGAGGUGCCACUCCCUUCAGAGAGGUGCCACGCCCUUCAGAGAACCAUGGCUGUGGUUUCUGACUUCGUUCUGAGCCGCCAAAUGAGUGAGAGCAGGGCAGCAGCCUGAGUGUGUUUGUGUGGGAGCUGACAGCUAUGUGCCACAUGUCAGGGUGGAAAUACUUUGAGUUGUGAUGUGGACCUCGUUUAUUAAACAUCAGAACUGUAGUGUUGACGGUGGUAAUAGUAGAGGAGCAGCUCAGUGAGGUGAUGUAACCACAACAGACAGAAAUAUGUGGCACCGCUUGUUAGCACUUCACUCCUAUGCAUUGUCAGAAUAAUGAUAAAUAAUCAAAGCAGCAGAACCAGAGAAAUAUCUUCUUUAUUUCACGAUUUCUUCUUCCCUUCCUGGCACCUACAUUACCCACAAUGCAAAGCAACCAUUGGCUCUUUGGUCGUAGAUUCAGGUAGCUUCAGCUUAUGUUUCCUCUAGAUAAUCAGAGAUCUGUGCGCUCACUUCUCUCUGACCAAUCUGAUUUUUCAGAUUGUCCACAGCUCUCUGGAGCAACUAAAUGCCGUAUAAAAAAAGUUUUUCACUUCUCCAGUAUUACUCUCCUAGACCUGUGAACAGACCUCGGUGUGUUCAAUUGGUGGAGCUCCCCCCCUCUAGGAGAAGAUAAGGUGGUUCUUCAUUUCAAAUGUGUGCAUCCUUCUGCGCAAAUAUGUUGUAGAAAAUAAACAUUUUUGACCUACACUAUAUAUAUGGCCAGUUUAACACUUGUGAUUAGUCACCCAUCAUGCAAAGGGAAGCAUUUUUAAAACGAGAGGUGGUGAUUUAAAGGACUUAAACCAGUAAAACACUGUGCAAUAUUAAAAUAAAUACAGAUUGUCUUGAUAUAGUUUCUUGUGAUGUACAAACCAUCUGGACACUUGAAACGACUCGUAGCUUUUGUGAAACAAUAUGUUGCACGUCGCUUUUUGUGCAGUUAUCGAUGACACUUUGUGAUGUGACUGGACCUCUACAGCACAGUAAUGACUACAUAUUUAUACUGAAUGGAAUGAGCAUUAAUCUCAACUAAACAGAACAUGAUUUUUAUGUUUUAACAAAUAAUUUCCUAGAGAUCCAUCCUGUGGAUUUAUAUAUGUAUUUAUAUUGUGUAACAUUGUAUUAUUUUUGCUCUAUGAAAAGUGUCAUUCAUGUGCCAUAAUGUCAACCUACAGUGAAUGGAAUUACUGUAGUACUUUAAGAUGCUCGACAUGUAAAAUACUGACACCAAUAAAAAUAAUUAUUUCCACAAAA